This is a messenger RNA of Cydia fagiglandana, 1254 nucleotides long. RefSeq lists its product as uncharacterized. The transcript has 7 exons. The record is from RefSeq and is a predicted model, not a curated record. NCBI's taxonomy places the organism in Eukaryota, Metazoa, Arthropoda, Insecta, Lepidoptera, Tortricidae. Bases 1 to 1254 code for a protein of 417 amino acids.
AUGACAUCCAAGCGCGUAGAGGACAAGCAUAAGGAAUGGCUGGACAAGAUCCUCUCGCAGAGCGGUCUGGUCUGCACCAGGUCGUCAUCACAUUCUGCUGUGGUUUCCUCUGAGACUCUUGUGCACGAAGAACAAGCUUACGCUGAAGAAGAAGAAGAGAGCAGCAGGGAAGCCACGUCAAUCGAAGAAUCACCAAAAGAUGUCGUCGAAGAAUCCAUAGAAGAGGAAAGCGGUACCUUCCCCUCUCCUUCUCUCCGCAGACUGCUGCCUGAUAAAAUACGAAAAAUUGAGGAGCAUAACAGAAUUCACGUAUUGCCGGAAGAGUUUAAGACGAAUAUUGAUCCGACGUUAAUACCUAAGAUUGUCCCACAAGUGAAGUAUAUAGAUAUAAUAGCAAGUCUGGUGGGCUGCUCGGAGUAUAAAAGCAGUCUGGCAGAGUUCUGGUUCCUGGACACGCUGGCCAACUUGUUGAGGAGGGCGCAGGAGGAUCAGCUUCCUAGAACCACUCAGGCGGUCCUGAUGCUGUGGUUCUGUGAGUGGAUGAAGGAGAUUCAGAACUUCGACGCGGCGAACCGGAAACGUAUGCUGAAACGAUUCAAGGACAACAUGCUGUCAGCAGCCCGUGUUAUCGCCGAAGUCCCCCGCCUGCCGACCCCCGCGGAGGCCGGGGUCUACUACAAAGCCCUAGAGGAAGACAAAGAGAAGAACUCUAAGGAAGCUCGGAGGAAGACGGUAGAUGUAGAGGAGGAUAUGCAUGUGGUGACGUUUGAGGAGUGCGCGUAUGAGUGCGCCAUGAGGGAUCUGGUCACGAUCAUGCAUUAUAUCUUUGAUUUAUUUAGUACCGACUACCAGUUCGACCUAGUACGUUCCAUCUUCACCUUCACCCCCGAAUACAACCUCAUCGACGUUCCCUACCCCCUGAACAACCCGAAGCGGCUGUACGUGCCCUUGAAACCCAAGAAGGAGAAGCCUAAGAAGGAGAAAGAGGUUAAGAAAGAUAAGAUGAAGAAGAAGGAGGUAGAAACGCAAGACUAUUUGGCGUUGAUGGAACUAAAAGCUCAGAUAGAGCGCGAGGCGGAAGAGCGAGAGAGCAAGGAGGCGGAAGUGUGGAACAAGCGGAAAAGCAUCCUGCCGCUCACGUUCGCGGGCUCCGACGAGCUGUUCCACAAGUACUGGGCGCCGCCGCCGCCGGAGCCCGAGCCGGAGCCCGAGCCCAAGCCCGUCAAGCCGGAGAAAGGGAAGAAGAAAAAAUAG